Molecule: messenger RNA, 2269 nt
Organism: Brachypodium distachyon (stiff brome)
Lineage: Eukaryota; Viridiplantae; Streptophyta; Magnoliopsida; Poales; Poaceae
Product: KH domain-containing protein HEN4
Exons: 7
Coding region: 71-1960 (629 amino acids)
Biological process (GO): regulation of gene expression
Cellular component (GO): cytoplasm; nucleus
Molecular function (GO): mRNA binding
Source: RefSeq, a predicted model, not a curated record
AAUACUCAAAUCAUGGUCAGCGGGUUUUCUCUGUCAGCCGCAAUAGGGGUUUAGCUGAACUGCCCGACCCAUGGAAAUCUCCCCCAAUCCCGCAGCCGCCGGCGAUAGCGGCGUGGCUCCAGCUGCAGCUGCAGCUUCCGCUUCCUCCGCCAACCUGUCCCCGCCGAUCAAGCGCCCCAGCACCACGCUCCGGCUCCUCUGCCCCUCCAGCCGCGCCGCCGCUCUCCGCCCCGCGCGCGACCUCCACGUGGAGCAUCCCCCCGUGGGGGACGAGGUCGUGCUCGUCGUCUCUGGGCCGGAUGCCCCAGCCGCGGCCGUGAGGGUCUGGGAGCGGGUCGUGGGACACAGGGUCGGGGGCGACGACGCUGGGGAAGGGGAGGAGGAGAAAGAGGUUACCGGCGUGGUGGGCUGCCGGAUGCUGGCGGCCGGAGGGCAGGUGGGGUGCGUGCUGGGGAAGGGCGGGAAGACGGUGGAGCGCAUGCGGCAGGAGAGCGGGGCCCAGAUCAGAGUGUUCAGGAAUAAGGACCAGGUGCCCCCCUGCGCCUUGCAGGGGGACGAGCUCAUCCAUAUAAGCGGGAGCUUUUCUGCAGCAAGGAAAGCACUUUUAUUAGUUUCAACGUGCCUCCAAGAUAAUCCUAGGCUAGAGACGAGCAAUUUUUCGACUGGAAGAUCAUUUGGGCCUCCAGGCAGUGGAGUUGGUUGUCCACCUGGUGUGGAUUCUCAUUCUCAAAGAAGCUAUUUACCACCACAUAUACCUGAUUAUCAUGCAAGGAAUUUUUCAAGCAAUGUUGCUGCCCCUGGUCCUAGAUUCUUUAUUGAACAAGAGAUAGUGUUCAGAAUGAUAUGUUUAAAUGAAAUGGUAGGCGGCAUAAUUGGAAAAGGUGGUGCCACUAUCCGGGCAUUGCAGAGUGACACUGGUGCUUCAGUCAAGGUUAUAGACGCUGUUGCUGAUUCAGAUGAACGUGUAAUUGUGAUAUCUGCACGUGAGAAUUCUGAGAUGAUGCAUUCACCAGCUCAGGACGCAGUGCUUCGGGUGUAUUCCAGAAUCUCGGAGGCAUCUAUGGAUAAGAGUUCUGCUGUACCUGCUAGGCUUCUUGUUCCAUCUCAGCAUAUUGGUUGCCUGCUAGGCAAAGGCGGAUCCAUAAUUGCAGAGAUGAGGAAUGUAACAGGAGCUAGCAUUCGAAUCUUUGGGAAUGAACAAAUUCCAAGAUGUGCACAACGAAAUGAUGAACUGGUUCAGGUCACUGGUAACUUUCAAUCCAUCCAGGAUGCAUUGCUUCAUAUCACUGGAAGGAUUAGGGAUGUCAUCAUUCCCCCAAAGCCACAUCCUAGUGGUGGCAUGUCUCCAUAUCCACCUGCUGGAAGCACACCUCAUCACCCAUCUAGACAAGACCCAGCUCCGCCACAUCACAGUGGAGGCAUGCCUCCAUAUCCUAUGCAUCCUUUCAGACCUAAUCAUCCUAUGGGCCCUUUUGACGUGGCAGAUCAUCGACCACCUGGCCAACAUCCCGCGCAUCCAAUGGAACACAUGGGUGCUGAUAGGAUCCCGUACUCUUAUGGUUGUGAACAAGGAGGUCCUCGGCCUUUUUUGGAGCAGCCAUCACCCAGAACCUGGGCUCCUGAGGCACAAACAGCUGAUGCUCCAAGAAGCAUACCUGACAAGGGGCUGGCAAUGGAUUCCAGAAAGGGAUCAGUGGCGGGCAGUGAAAACCAAGUGGCUACACCAACAAGUACAACAACUGAAGUUGUUAUUCCUUGCAAGUACAUAGGGUUUAUUUGUGGAACCAAUGGCAGUGACCUUGCCGAGAUACAAAAGAUAUCGGGCGCUGCAAUUACAGUACAUGAUCCAAAACCUGGAGAUACAGAUGCAUCAGUUUUUGUAUGUGGGGAUCCUGAACAAACUAAGAAGGCACAGAGCCUGAUUCAUGCUUUCAUCUUUUGUGGUCUCUACCAAAAAUAAUCAGUGACGAUAAUGAUACACCAUCUAUGAAGUGAGAAUCCUUCUUGGAGUUUACAUUUGGAGAGUUUCAACUCCUGACAGGAUGUAUGUACAUGUACAUGUACAUGUACAAUAGUAGCUGGGAUGAGUGUAGAUAGAAUUCAAUUGAUGGCUGGGCACAUAGCACCAAUGUAUGUUCUUGAAUUUAUUGCUAGACACAGAGCACCAUUGUAAGUUCUUGAAUUGAUGGCUGGACACAGAAGCCAAUGUAACUUCUUGGAUAUGUGUGUUAUAUAUAUGGGCAAAGCAGUGUUUUGGGAACACCGGAAA